This is a messenger RNA of Cordyceps militaris CM01, 1653 nucleotides long. RefSeq names its product AMP-dependent synthetase/ligase. Gene Ontology annotation, molecular function: medium-chain fatty acid-CoA ligase activity. The coding region runs from base 1 to 1653 and encodes 550 amino acids. Gene Ontology annotation, biological process: fatty acid metabolic process. NCBI's taxonomy places the organism in Eukaryota, Fungi, Ascomycota, Sordariomycetes, Hypocreales, Cordycipitaceae. The transcript has 5 exons. The record is from RefSeq and is a predicted model, not a curated record.
AUGAGGCCUUGGUUCCCGCAGGAUCCCCUGCUGCUCAAGCUGCUCCGCGCCGCCAAAGCGGUCCCCAACGACCGCGUCAUGAUCCAUGACAUGUACGGGCUGCAAAAGACAUACCCCGAGCUACUUGGCGAUAUCCUCGAGACACGGUACCGGCUUCAAUACUGCCUCCCCGCGACAAGCUUCAACAACAAGGGCCUGCUCACGGACAUCUUUCUGUACCAGACGGCCUGCACCAAGACGGGCUACGAGUUUGCCGUUGCAUUUUUUGCUAUUCGCGCUCUGGGCGGCGCAUUUGUUCCUCUGGAUGCUGCUGCCGCGCUGGAGCGCAGGGCGGACACGCUCAUGAAGGCCAACGCAACGUGCAUCCUCGCGGACCAGGGAAGCGUGGCCGACGCGGAGAAUACAGUCCGCUAUAUCCGCGACAAGCACGUCGCGUCGCUGGAUGUUGUGCCCAUCUCCUGGCAGCACCCCGGCGUCGCCCCCGACAGCAUCUCCAUCGUGGAGGGGACGGAGCUGGACCCUGACGGACCCGGCUUUGUCGUCUUCACCUCGGGCACCACUGGCUACUCGAAAGGCGUUGUCCUGCGCCGAUACUGCUUCGCCGCCGCGCCCCUCGAGCAGGGCGACGGCGCCGUCGUCAACUACAACGCAAGCCACUGGCUGGGCGGCACCAAGCACAUCAUCGACGGUCUUUUGACCGGCAAGACGGUCUUUGCCCUCGCCACACCGGCGUCCUCGGCCGACGUCUUGGCCAAAUUCAAGGAGCACCUUGUGACGCACUUUGUCUUCAACCCGGCCCUUUUGCGGGGCAUGAAAAAGCUACUGCUGGAAGAGGUUGGGGAGCUGACGCCGGAGACGAGGAACAAGAUUGCUCAUUACUUUCGAGGCAUGACGUAUUUUCUCAGCAUUGGCGGCCUGGUCGACCAUGACACCGUUCAGUUUUGGACCGAUGUGCUGGGCUACCCGUUCCAAAACAGGUACGGCUCUACUGAGCUUGGUGGAUUGCCGACGUUGGGUAUCUCCGAUAUCAAGGUUUUGAUGCACUUCCAGGGCUCAGUGGGCAAGAUUGCUCCAGGCGUAGAGGUCAAGCUGUCCGAAGGAACUCAUGGCCGACUAUUCAUAAAAAGCCCGGACAGAUUCCUUGGCUACUUGGGGGACGAACAGAAGACCAAGGCGGCUUUCGAUGACCAGGGCUUCUACAAGACCGGUGACAUUGCUGAGCUAGUGGGCGACGAGCUGCUCUUCCACGGCCGCGAGCGAGAUGACUACAUCAUCCACGGCGACACGUCCAUCUCGACCGUCGAGGUGGAGCGCGCUUUGAUGGCACUGGGGUACUUUGAGGAGGCGACCGUCGUCGCGCUGCCUGUCUCGGAAUCUGUGCAACUCUGCGGGACAGUUGUCCGCCCCAAGCAGGGCCACCGAGCGGAGAUGAGCCUCGCCCGGGUACGAUCGGACCUCGAGGGCAAGCUGGACGAGCGGAAGCGGCCGGUUGCGAUGCGCAUCCUGGCGGCGGGCGAGGAGCUGCCGAUGACGGCGACUGGCAAGCCCGUCAAGAGACAGGUCAUUGAGGACUUCUUCUACGCCGGAGACUGCGGACGAGACUGGUUCACUCCAGACGCGCCGCCCCCGAAUGUCGAGUGCCAGGGUAUCUAG